Molecule: messenger RNA, 2162 nt
Organism: Quercus robur (English oak)
Lineage: Eukaryota; Viridiplantae; Streptophyta; Magnoliopsida; Fagales; Fagaceae
Exons: 14
Coding region: 222-1775 (517 amino acids)
Biological process (GO): translational initiation
Cellular component (GO): cytosolic small ribosomal subunit
Molecular function (GO): ribosome binding; tRNA binding; protein binding
Source: RefSeq, a predicted model, not a curated record
AAAAAAGAAAAAAAAAAGAAGUUAUAGGGCUAUUUAUGGAUAAAAGCGCACCGCGCGCACAGAAGAUCUCACUGUCCGACGUCGUUUAGUGCCUCUUCAAUUCCCGUUGAUUUUCCGCCGGAGCUUCGACGCCGGCAUCACUCUCUCCGGCUCCAUCCUCCGAUCCUGUCAUUUUAUCAACAAGGUAGCCUCUCCUUCACAUAUACCUCUGUCAGCUUGCUAUGGCAGCCAUUGACCGUUCACCGUCUUUGGAGAUUUUAGUUCGGGGACCAGAAGGGUUCUCGCUCUGGAACGGGCCCCCAUUCAGCAAUGGUGAACCUGGUAUCAAGAUUGAAAAGGUUCCUUGCUCGAACGUGAAUUUCAGUGAAGAUGGAUCCAAACUCAUGGUGUUGAAGCCUGACUCUGUGAUUAGCAUAAAUGAUUGCAGCAGCUACAAAGAAAUCAGAUCUUUUCAAAUCCCCAAUUUAUCUGCAGCCACCUUGUCUCCAUGUGGGACCUUUCUUCAGACCUUUCAGAAGGCCUCAACACCACAGGAAAAAAAUGUGAUCUUAUGGAAUACGGAGACUGGGGAUCCUGUUUAUCAUCAAUUUCAAAAGAACAUGACAAAAGCCACAUGGCCCUCAAUUCGAUUUAGCUCUGAUGAAGUUGUUGCUUGUCGGUUGGCAACUAAUGAGAUCCAAUUCUUUGAUGCUCAUGAUUUCUCCAAGGGAGUUGUCCAUCGGAUAAGAGUUCCUGGUCUGGCUGCAAUUGAGCUUUCUAAGACACCUGGGUCCCAUGUGGCAGCAUUUGUUCCAGAAUCUAAGGGGGUUCCGGGUAGUAUCCAGAUAUUUUCUUGCGGAAAAGAUUCAGAGAGUCAACCUAUUGCUCGUCGGAGUUUUUUUCGAUGUUCAACUGUUCAAUUGAAUUGGAACCGUGGCUCGACUGGGCUUCUUGCUGUUGUGCAAUCUGAUGUUGAUAAAACCAACCAAAGUUACUAUGGAGAAUCAAAGCUAAACUACUUGACAACAGACGGCACCUAUGAAGGAGUUGUAUCUCUUCGUAAAGAGGGGCCUGUUCAUGAUGUUCAGUGGUCUUAUUCUGGUUCAGAAUUUGCUGUUGUUUAUGGAUUUAUGCCUGCUAAGGCAACUGUGUUUGACAAGAAGUGUAAUCCUCUACUUGAGCUCGGAACAGGACCUUACAAUACUAUCCGGUGGAACCCAAAAGGGAAAUUUCUAUGUUUGGCAGGUUUUGGUAACUUACCUGGUGACAUGGCAUUUUGGGACUAUAAAGAGAAAAAGCAGCUUGGAACAACUAAGGCUGAAUGGUCUGUGACAAGUGAAUGGUCCCCAGAUGGACGCUAUUUCAUGACUGCAACUACAGCUCCAAGACUACAAGUUGACAAUGGGAUUAAAAUUUUCCACCACAAUGGAUCUCUAUACUUCAAGAAGAUGUUUGACAAGUUGUAUCAGGUUGAUUGGAAACCAGAGUCACCUGAAAGGUUUGCUGAAAUUGUUGAUCUCAUCAAGUCUAUUGACUCUCUAAAGGUUGAAGAAAAAAAAUCACAAGGACAAGGGUCAAAAUCUUCCCAGGCUUCCACAAAAACCACCUCCACUAACCCUCCUGCACAGAAGCCUGCUGCAUAUCGGCCACCACAUGCUAAGAAUUCUGCUGCCAUUCAGGCAGAGCUGUUUGGAGAGGCUCCUAAAGAAGCAAUGAGCAAGAAUGCACUGCGAAACAAGAAAAAAAGGGAGAAACAAAAGGAGAAAAAGGCUACUGAGGAUGCUGGGGGUUCAUGAUUGAAUGCGGGAGUGUUGUUAAAUGGCUCCUGAAUCCAUUAUAUACGAUUGAUGCACCUGAACAUGGACUUUGAGGCUCCUGUGUGAAUCUCCCUGCAGUUGAUCCUUGAACAGGUCUAAGCGUAUACUGGUUCUUGUGCGAGAUUUUUGCUUGCAUUUUCCCAAACAAUUUUGAGGCGGUCAAAGUAUUUUAACAUUAAGAGUGUAACUUUGUUUAUGAUGCUACUAUCAUGCUUUGUAAGUUUUAAUUGGAAAUAGGAUGAUAAAAGGGAAAGGGGGGUGGGGGGACAAGGGAGUGCCCCCGUUUUGGAAGAUGUGGAACAUUAGACCAUAGAUAAUGGAUGUAGUUCUUUUGGUAAUAGCAAAGUCGAUAUUUAAUGUUUUUUU